Molecule: messenger RNA, 977 nt
Organism: Rhododendron vialii
Lineage: Eukaryota; Viridiplantae; Streptophyta; Magnoliopsida; Ericales; Ericaceae
Product: 17.4 kDa class I heat shock protein-like
Exons: 1
Coding region: 81-722 (213 amino acids)
Biological process (GO): response to hydrogen peroxide; response to salt stress; protein folding
Source: RefSeq, a predicted model, not a curated record
CCGACCCUCAUCACUCUAUAGUUCUCUAUCCCUCAAAUAAUCUUUCAAUAAUCCUAAUAUUCGCAAAACAUCAGAGUACAAUGGCGUUGAUUCCCAGCUUCUUCAGCGGGGGCAGGCGUAGCAACAUCUUCGACCCUUUUUCCAUCGACGUCUGGGACCCAUUCGACGGCUUCCCAAUCGGAGGAGCAGUGGCCAACGUCCCCAGCUCCGCCGCUAAAGACGCCUCCGCCCUGGCCAACGUCCGCAUCGACUGGCGCGAGACGCCGGACGCCCACAUCAUCAAGGCGGACCUCCCGGGACUCGACAAGAGGGAGGUGAAGGUGGAGAUAGAGGACGGGCGGAUCCUCCAGAUAAGCGGGGAGAGCCGGCGGGAGCAGGAGGAGAAGGACGACAAGUGGCACCGCGUCGAGCGGAUCGUCGGGAGGUUCGUGAGGCGGUUCAGGCUGCCGGAGAACGCCAGGGUGGAUCAGGUGAAGGCGACGAUGGAGAACGGGGUUUUGUCGGUGGUGAUACCGAAGGAGCAGGAGAAGAGGCCCGAGAGCAGGCCUAUUCAGAUAUCCGGUGGCGGGGCGGAGGGAGGAGGGGUUUCGGGUGGAGCCACUGGUGGAGCGACGGGAGGUGGAGGGGUUUUUGACCGUGGAGCAACUGGUGGAGCCGGAGGAGGGGGGGUUUUUGAGCGUGACCGUCCGGCUGGUGGUGAGGCGACGGGAGGCGGGUUUUGAGGCGUUGGAAGGGUUUAGGGUUGUUUUGUAAGUGACUACAACUUGGCGUCAUGCCGUCGUGGAAUAACAGGGGAUGGGAUGUAGGUGGGAUCCUUAAGAGGUCUUUUUUCUUCCUUUUAUGUGUAGGUGGUUUUGUGUAGAGGGUGUAUUUUGUUUUCGGUGUGAAAAGGUUGUGUCUGGUUAAUUGUAUUGUACUAUGUAGUAGUAUGUUGUUCCUAUGUAGUGGUAGGUAUGAUGAAAUGGUUGGUUUUUGGG